AUGUGCAACCUAAAGCUGCCAGUUAUCUUCAUUGUGCUCUCUGUUGCUUUAAGCUACUUGGAGGCUACACCUAUGGAAAGUCACCGCUUGGAGAAACGGAAAUGCAACACUGCUACAUGUGUGACGCAACGUUUGGCUGACUUUUUAGUUCGAUCCAGCAACAACAUCGGAGCAAUUUAUUCACCUACCGAUGUGGGAUCCAAUACAUAUGGCAAGAGGGACCGAGUUGGGCUUUUAAACAGAGAACCCCUAAAUUAUCUACAGCUUUAGUGUGUUGAAAUGAUUACUGCUGCACUCCUCAUUAGGGAUUUCUCCCCAGUUUUUAUGUAUAAAUAAUCUUUUAGUCAUU
Molecule: messenger RNA, 349 nt
Organism: Mauremys reevesii (Reeves's turtle)
Lineage: Eukaryota; Metazoa; Chordata; Testudines; Geoemydidae
Gene: IAPP
Product: islet amyloid polypeptide
Exons: 2
Coding region: 1-270 (89 amino acids)
Cellular component (GO): extracellular region
Molecular function (GO): hormone activity
Source: RefSeq, a predicted model, not a curated record